Messenger RNA from Lasiodiplodia theobromae, 1233 nucleotides. Its product is annotated as 60s ribosomal protein l3. Gene Ontology annotation, biological process: primary miRNA processing; regulation of gene expression; rRNA processing. The transcript has a single exon. Lineage: Eukaryota; Fungi; Ascomycota; Dothideomycetes; Botryosphaeriales; Botryosphaeriaceae. Bases 1 to 1233 code for a protein of 410 amino acids. Gene Ontology annotation, cellular component: nucleus. The record is from RefSeq and is a predicted model, not a curated record. Gene Ontology annotation, molecular function: double-stranded RNA binding; ribonuclease III activity.
AUGAAGCGUUUGCGGGUAGAAAGGUUGGGCAGCGCCCGCGUCCUAACGCGCCUCGCACGACCACGCCCGCAGUGCCCUAUCCUUCAGCAGCAACAGCAGCACUUCCAGCCUCAAUGCCGCCAAAUACCCUUCGUCCGGUUACAGUCCACCGACUCGUCCACCACGCCCAAUGAGCCCCUUGACCCCGUGGAGGCUCCGGGCUCAAUUGAGCCAGAGCCAGUAGAACUCGAGUCACUUCCGUCUCCCCCGAUAUCCGCGGCACGAGACUCGGCCAAGCUCGCUGCUCUCCACGCCCGUCUGUCGCUGCCGCCGCGAAUGCCUCUCGAAACGCUUGCCCGCGCACUCGUCGAUCCGUCGGCCGACUCGAACCCGGACUUCAACAAUGCCGCGCUGGCAACGCUCGGCAGUGAUCUGCUGGGCCUAUACACCAGCGAGCACAUCAUAUGCACCUACCCACGCAUCCCCAUGCCCGUCUUGCUCUCCGGCAUGCAGGCCUACGUCGGAGACGCCGCGCUCACCACCGUCACGCGCGAAUGGGGUGUCGAGACGGCGGCGGCCCCCGGCGGCGAGGUCGACCCGGGCCUGCUCCAAUUCACACACUUCGAGCCGGACACCGAGUUCCUGCCCUUCCGGCGGCAGGGCAACCGGCCGAACGAGAACCGGGGGUUGGGUUGGCGCCGCGGCAUGUCGUCGCGGGUUGUGUACGACGACGCGUUCGGCGAGCUGCGCGGGCGGGCCAUGACCAAGGAGCCGCUCAGCAGGCAAGCGGCGACGCUCGAGCAGGCCUCUGCCGGCUUCGUGCGCGCCGUCGUCGGCGCCGUGUACGCGCACGCCGGCCGCGCCGCCGCGCAGAACUUCAUCCAGGCCCACUUCCUCAGCCGCCAUCUUGACCUCUCCCAGCUGUUCAACUUCACGGAGCCCACCCGCGACCUGUCCAGACUGUGCGCCCGUGAGGGUUUCGAGGCCCCUGUUGCCCGCCUGCUCGCCGAGACGGGCCGUGGCAGCAGACAUCCGGUGUUUGUGGUUGGUGUGUACAGCGGGCGAGACAAGUUGGGAGAGGGCCCAGGCGCGAGUCUUGAGGAGGCCAGGUUCAGGGCUGCGGUUGCUGCGUUGAAGAGUUGGUACCUUUAUAGCCCACUGGACGUCACAAAGCCCAGUGAAACGGAGGAACUCAAGAAGGAGGGCAAGAAGUGGGUGCCGAAUAUGGUGGAUCCGGGUGAGAUUGUCGUGUAA